Molecule: messenger RNA, 252 nt
Organism: Adineta ricciae
Lineage: Eukaryota; Metazoa; Rotifera; Eurotatoria; Adinetida; Adinetidae
Source: the annotation of a GenBank genome assembly
AUGCAUGUAAAACUGGUCCGACGAUCAAAGCGAAAACCAUCUCACUGGGCAUCGAAGGUAACGUCCAGUAAUGGUAAUCGGAAAAGUCAAAAACACUUGUUUUCAAAAUCUAACAAAGAAUCAUCAUAUACAGAAGAACAUCAAUCCAAUUAUGAAACUUUAGCGAAGAAUAAUUUAAAUUCUGAACGACAAACUGUUUCCACAGGUUCAAAGAUUUCAUCUGAAAAGAAAACAAAUCAGCACAAAGACUAA